AUGAUAUAAUAGAUUAAAAAAUAUUAUAAUUUAGAAGAAUUUUUAAGCUCUUCACUUUAAUCUCAUUAGGCUCUCCAUAUUGAUCUGAUAAACAGAAACAUUAAUGAUGAAUGUUCAUUAAGCUUAGGUUCUGGUUUAGCAAAGUGCAUUAAUCUCUCAAAUUUGAAACUUUAACUUCACUACAAUCUAAUUGGUGAUGAAGGUGCAUUAGGCUUAGGUUUUGGUUUAGCAAAGUGCACUAAUCUCUCAAAUUUGAAACUUUUGCUUCGUGAAAAUGAAAUUGGCGAUGAAGGUACUUCAGGCUUAGGUUCUGCUUUAGAAAAGUGCAUUAAUCUCUCAAAUUUGAAAAUUAACCUUUGUAUUAAUUAAAUUGGUGAUGAAGGUGCAUCAGGCUUAGGUUCUGGUUUAGCAAAUUGCAUUAAUCUCUCUAAUUUGACACUUUAUCUUAGCCACAAUUAAAUUGGUGAUGAAGGUGCAUCAGGCUUAGGUUCUGGUUUAGCAAAGUGCAUUAAUCUCUCAAAUUUAAGAAUUAUUCUUCACCACAAUUAAAUUGGUGAUGAAGGUGCAUCAGGCUUAGGUUCUGGUUUAGCAAAUUGCAUUAAUCUCUCAAAUUUGACACUUUUGCUUGGUAAAAAUUAAAUUGGUGAUGAGGGUGCAUCAGGCUUAGGUACUGCUUUAGCAAAUUGCAUUAAUCUCUCAAUUUUGAAACUUAUUCUUGAUAAAAAUCCAAUUGGUGAUAAAGGUACAUUAGGCUUAGGUUCUGCUUUAGCAAAUUGCAUUAAUCUCUCUAAUUUAACACUUGUCCUUUUUAGAAAUUAAAUUGGUGAUGAAGGUGCAUCAGGCUUAGGUUCUGCUUUAGCAAAUUGCAUUAAUCUCUCAAUUUUGAUACUUGGCCUUAAUUAAAAUUAAAUUGGUGAUAAAGGUACAUCAUGCUUAGGUUCUUCUUUAGCAAAUUGCAUUAAUCUCUCAAAUUUGACACUUUUUCUUAGUGAAAAUUAAAUUGGUGAUGAAAUUGCAUCAAGCUUAGGUCCUGUUUUAGCAAAUUGUAUUAAUCUCUCUAAUUUAACACUUGACCUUAGUUAAAAUUAAAUUGGUGAUGAGGGUGCAUCAGGCUUAGGUACUGCUUUAGCAAAUUGUAUUAAUCUCUCAAAUUUGGCACUUUGUCUUUAUGGAAAUUAAAUUGGUGAAGAAGGUGCAUCAAACUUAGGUUCUGCUAUAAAAAAUUGGAUUAAUCUCUCAAAUUUAACACUUGAUCUUAAUGAUAACCCAUUGAAUAAAUCAUAAGCAUUAAAAGUAAACCUCAAGUGUCUUAAAUCAAAAAGGCUAGUUGUCUUUUCAGAAUAAUUCAAUUAUUGA
Messenger RNA from Tetrahymena thermophila SB210, 1356 nucleotides. Its product is annotated as cyclic nucleotide-binding domain protein, putative. Gene Ontology annotation, cellular component: perinuclear region of cytoplasm; cytosol; nucleus. The record is from RefSeq and is a predicted model, not a curated record. Gene Ontology annotation, molecular function: GTPase activator activity; small GTPase binding. Gene Ontology annotation, biological process: activation of GTPase activity; nucleocytoplasmic transport. The transcript is spliced from 16 exons. Lineage: Eukaryota; Ciliophora; Oligohymenophorea; Hymenostomatida; Tetrahymenidae.